This is a messenger RNA of Diaporthe amygdali, 1401 nucleotides long. Its product is annotated as l-galactose dehydrogenase. Gene Ontology annotation, biological process: dehydro-D-arabinono-1,4-lactone biosynthetic process. The transcript has a single exon. Lineage: Eukaryota; Fungi; Ascomycota; Sordariomycetes; Diaporthales; Diaporthaceae. Gene Ontology annotation, molecular function: D-arabinose 1-dehydrogenase [NAD(P)+] activity. Bases 1 to 1401 code for a protein of 466 amino acids. Gene Ontology annotation, cellular component: cytosol. The record is from RefSeq and is a predicted model, not a curated record.
AUGGGGUCAACCGGCUCGCCGGCGCCAACGCGCCCGCCCAUCUCCUCUGUCCUGCCCCCUUUGAUACUAGGCACAGCAACAUUCAACACCCAGUAUGUCGACGACCCGGCCAAGAUGCCAUACAAGUCCAUCGUCUCCCGUGCACUGGAGCUGGGAAUCAACGCAUUCGACACCUCACCUUACUACGGCCCAUCUGAGAUCCUCCUGGGUGAUGCUCUCCACCACAACACCGUCCCCAACAGCGCCAACACCAAGAUCCUCGAUUCAGACUCUCAGAUAUACCCUCGUGACAGUUACAUGAUCCUGACAAAGGCCGGCCGCAUAUCAGGCAAUAGCUUCGACUACAGUCCCGCGUGGAUCCGUUACAGCGUCCUGCGCAGUCUGAAGAGGCUACACACCCCUUACCUGGACCUGGUCUACUGUCACGACGUCGAGUUUGUCUCCCCAGCCGAGGUUCUCGCUGCCGUGAAGGAGCUGCGCCGUCUGCGUGAUGAGGAUGGUGUCAUUCGCUACGUCGGCAUCAGUGGCUACCCGGUCGAUGUGCUCUGCGAGUUGGCCGAGAUGAUAUAUCGCGAGACAGGCGAGGGCGUUGACGCUGUUAUGAGCUACUGUCACUGCUCAGUGCAGAAUCACCGCCUGGUGGAGGGCUUCAUGGAGGACGAGGACGAGGAAGUGAACAACGCGCCUAUCACAAACGGUAACACGAGCCAUCUCCCACCGCUCGUGCGGCUGAAGCGCGCUGGCGUAUCCACCGUCCUCAACGCCUCCAUGCUCGGGAUGGGCCUCCUGACCACGCGGGGCGUGGACCACGGGCCCCAGGCCGCCUGGCACCCAUCGCCGCCUCCGCUGCGCAAGGGGUGCGCCGACAUGGCGGCGGCCGCGACGGCAGAGGGCGAGAAGUUGGAGCGGGUGUCGAUCCGUUGGAGCUUGGACACGUGGGCGCGGGCGGGAGCGCGGUCUGGGCUGGGCGUCAGCCUCAAGGGCAAGGGCAAGCAUGAGAGCCUGAGCGACAGCAACAGCAUCGGCGGCAGCGUCAUGGGCAUCACAACGCUGGCGGAGCUUGAGGAGACCUGGGGCGUCUGGCUGUCUGUGCUGGCCGAGAGCGUGCCCGAUGUACAGCUCGGCGGGGACGACGACCGCAACGGCAUCGCGCGCGAGGCGUCGCAAGAUGUCGUCGUCGUCAACGGCGACAGGGACCUACAGACCGCGUCGCUGAAGCGCUGCGAUCAGGUGCGACACCUGGUCCGCGAGAAGCUCUGGCCACUGCUCGGCCAGUGGCGCAACCACAGCUGGCCAUCCGGCCUCGAGGAGGAGGGUUUUACGAACACGAGGCGGCCUGAGGACGCGGGCAAGGUGCCGUUGGAUGAUGGAAUAAUUGCCGAGUACGAGGCGAGGAGGUAG